Molecule: messenger RNA, 487 nt
Organism: Trichomonas vaginalis G3
Lineage: Eukaryota; Parabasalia; Trichomonadida; Trichomonadidae
Product: KilA, N-terminal/APSES-type HTH, DNA-binding family
Exons: 1
Source: RefSeq, a predicted model, not a curated record
AUGUCAACAUCAGAGAACACAACAAUUGCUAUCGUUCAUGAAGCCAUAAAUGAAGAAUACGAGUACAUACAGUAUAACAAACAGUUACGUCUUAUUCGUUCAGUCAAAGAUGACAUGUACCAAAUGCAAAGUAUUUUGAAUGCUCUUCUUUCUACAAAGCAAGCAUAUCAUUGGUUUGAAAACCAACAGGCAAAAGAACUUUUAGAAGAAUUUCCUCAUAUGAUUGCUUCCCUCGGAAAACCGAGGGAAGAGAUUCCGUACGAAAAUCGCAAGAAUUUGGCUCCUGGUUUGAAAGGUUAUUAUGUUCAUAGACUUUUAGUAAAUGCUGUAGCAAUGUGGGCUUCACCUCGUUAUGCUUGUUAUAUUUUCAUGAUGUUAGAUGAACUAUAUAAAGCAGAACGUGGAGAGAUGGAAAAGAAACUUCAAGCAAAAGAUGAAGUCAUUGAAUCCAAAGACAAAAGCAUACAGAAAAGAAUACCACGUUCAG